Molecule: messenger RNA, 2179 nt
Organism: Chenopodium quinoa (quinoa)
Lineage: Eukaryota; Viridiplantae; Streptophyta; Magnoliopsida; Caryophyllales; Amaranthaceae
Product: probable nucleolar protein 5-2
Exons: 9
Coding region: 140-1876 (578 amino acids)
Cellular component (GO): box C/D methylation guide snoRNP complex; small-subunit processome
Molecular function (GO): snoRNA binding
Source: RefSeq, a predicted model, not a curated record
GGCUAUUUAAAAUGAGAGUCGCCUCUCUAAAACCCUCACAAGACCCUAAUUUCAGUUUCAUCGUCCUCAUUCUGCUUCUCGCCAUUUUCUCUCUCCUCUCCUCUAGGUGAAAAAAGGGCGAAAAUUUGAGGGCAGAAAAAUGUUGGUGUUGUUCGAAACUCCUGCGGGCUUUGCCCUAUUCAAAGUUAUUGAUGAAGGAAAGCUUUCUCAAGUUGAGGAUUUGUGGAAAGAGUUUACAACUGCUGAUUCUGCUAGAAAGGUAGUGAAGCUGAAAGCUUUUGACAAGUUUGAAAAUACAUCAGAAGCUUUAGCAGCUACUACUUUAUUGAUUGACGGCAAACCUAGCAAGGGAUUGAGAAAAUUUUUGAAAGCACACUGCACAGGUAGCACAUUAGGUGUUGCUGAUUCUAAACUUGGAAAUGCAAUCAAGGAGAAAUUGCAAAUUGAGUGCGUUCACAAUAAUUCAGUGAUGGAGCUAAUGAGAGGGGUAAGAAGUCAGCUGACUGAACUCAUCUCAGGUCUUGGAGCUCAAGAUUUGGCUCCAAUGAGCUUGGGUUUAUCUCACAGCUUAUCUAGAUACAAGUUAAAGUUCAGUCCUGAUAAGGUAGACACUAUGAUCAUUCAAGCCAUCGGUUUGUUGGAUGAUCUUGACAAAGAGCUUAAUACAUAUGCUAUGAGGGUACGAGAAUGGUAUGGCUGGCAUUUUCCUGAGCUUGCAAAGAUUGUGCAAGACAAUAUACUAUAUGCCAAGACUGUGAAGUUCAUGAUGAAUCGUGUUAACGCUGCGAAGCUGGACUUCUCUGAGAUCUUGGAUGAGGAGGUUGAGACAGCGCUCAAAGAGGCUGCCAUGAUUUCCAUGGGAACUGAAGUCAGCGACCUUGAUUUGAUAAAUAUCAGUGAACUCUGUGACCAAGUUUUGUCUCUAGCUGAAUACAGAGCUCAAUUAUAUGAUUAUUUGAAAAGCAGAAUGAACACAAUCGCUCCAAAUUUGACUGCUCUUGUUGGUGAGCUCGUUGGUGCCCGUCUUAUUGCCCAUGGUGGAAGCUUGAUAAAUCUUGCAAAGCAGCCUGGGAGCACAGUACAAAUUCUUGGGGCAGAAAAGGCUCUUUUCAGAGCUUUGAAAACAAAACAUGCAACCCCUAAAUAUGGGCUUAUCUAUCAUGCUUCCUUGAUUGGGCAGGCUGCUCCUAAACACAAGGGUAAAAUAUCUCGUUCUCUUGCAGCAAAAACUGCAUUGGCUAUUCGUUAUGAUGCUCUUGGAGAUAACCCUGACAACACUAUGGGUCUUGAAAAUCGAGCCAAGCUUGAAGCCCGUCUAAGAAAUCUUGAAGGUAAAGAAUUGGGCAAAUCUGCGGGAUCCGCCAAGGGAAAACCACAAAUAGAAGUUUAUGACAAAGAUCGUAAGAAGGGAGCAGGAGCACUAAUUACCCCUGCAAAGACAUAUAAUCCUGCAGCUGAUGCUAUCCUUGGUAAGAAGGAUGAUAAUUUGAUGGUAAUUGAAAAGGAUGUCCAUGUUGUUGAGGAAACAAAGAAGGCAAAGAAAGAAAAGAAGAAAAAGAAGGAUGCCGUUUUGGAAGACAGUGUUGCUAAUGGUGAAGAUGAAAAUGUGGAACCUGAAGUUGAAAUAAAAUCCAAGAAAGAGAAGAAGAAAAAGAAGCAGCAGGUAGAGAAUGGAGACAAAGAAGCAGAUGAUGAAGAGACGACGAAAAAGGAAAAGAAGAAGAAGAAGAAGCAGGCGGAGGAUGAGGAAGCUGUUGAGGCAGGAGAGAAGGAUAAGAAAAAGAAGAGAAAGCAUGCUGAUGCUAGUGAGGAAGCUGAACCUGUGAGCGAGAAGAAAGAAAAGAAAAAGAAGAAGAAGAAGAGCAGUGAGGAUUGAUUGAGGUAUUUGUAGUAAUUCGGGCAAAUCAAACAAUUUUGGCCAUCUUUGACAAUGGAUAAUAUUUUUCGUUUCUGUAUAAUUUGCUCUUUGCUGGGGUUUUGUUAUAGGAGUAUUUCUUGUUAGAGUUAGUCUAGUAAUCUUAUGCCUCAUGUAUGUGACUGAAUGUUUGUUCAAGGAUUAUAGCUGCAAAUCUUGUUCAAGAUAUUUUAUCUUUGAUUUCAGCCAUUGUGAUGAAUUACAUGGCUGAGUACUGGCUGACUUGAAAAAAGUUAUUUAUUUAUUGGUUCUGAUGUUUAUUGA